This is a messenger RNA of Anolis sagrei ordinatus, 4362 nucleotides long. Lineage: Eukaryota; Metazoa; Chordata; Lepidosauria; Squamata; Anolidae. The record is from RefSeq and is a predicted model, not a curated record.
AUAGGCUGCGGUGGGCGCGCGGCGCGAAGGAUUUCCUCGAGGAUGGGCGGCGGGUGAAGGAGGGCAGGACAGCGAUGGCGGGAGGCCCGCUGCUCUGGGGAUCCCUGGCGCUCCUGCUGCUGGGCGGCUCAGGUGGACAGGUGUUUCAACUUAAAGAAAACAUCGAAUAUAGAAACAAUUCCCCAGAGCGGUUUUGCUAUACAAAUGACUUGAUACCAAAAUGGCAUGAUAUAUGGACACGGAUUCAGAUUCGAGUGAAAAGUGACAAGAUGAUCCGGGUCAUCCAAGUUGAAAAUGAGGAGAAGCUGAAAGAACUGGAGGGGUUCAACAUAUGGAACUACAUUGGUUCCUUCUUCAAAGAGAAGCUCAAUGAUACUUACAUUGCUGUAGGCCUCUACAGUAGUAAAACCUGCCUGAAAGUUGAGCCCAUUGAACUACCCUCGCAUUACAGUGUCAUCGUUGCUCGUAGACUUGAUCCCAAGCUCUUCGUGGUUACAUUUGUGGGCCUUCUGCUGUACUUUUGUAGUGACUUGAUGAGCAGGAGCUCAUUGUUCUAUUAUUCAGCUGGCACAAGCAUCGGGGUGCUAGGUUCACUGCUCAUUGCCAUCUAUAUUUUUGGAUUUUUUGUGCCCUAGAAAAGUCCCAUCUACCUCAUGUUUGUGGGAGGCUGGUCUUUUUCCGUUUACCUCAUCCAGUUGGUUUUCAGAAACCUGCAAGAGAUCUGCAGAUCGUACUGGGAAUAUCUACUGGGUUACCUGGUGAUUGCGGGGUGCAUCAGCUUUGCUGUGUGUUACAAAUAUGGCCCUUUGGAGAAUGAACGCAGCAUCAACCUCCUCACUUGGGGCCUGCAGCUCCUUGGCUUGCUGCUCCUCUACUUGAGCAUUCAGAUACCUCAGAUCUCCAUUGGCUUGAUCGUCAUUGCAUUCUGCACUAAAAACUUGGAGUACCCUGUUAUCUGGGCCUAUGCCGUCUACAGGAAGGUGUUCACAGCCACAGCAAAGCCCAGCCCGCCGCGCCUGCUCACGGAGGAAGAGUAUCGAAUACAGGGGGAAAUAGAGACACGCAAAGCUCUGGAGGAGUUGCGGGAGUACUGCAGCAGCCCUGAGUUCUCUGCAUGGAAAGCAGUCUCCCGCAUCAAGUCUCCAAAGAGAUUUGCUGACUUUGUAGAAGGUUCUCCACAUGUCAUUCCCAAUGAGAUCUCGGUCCAUGAGCAGGAAUAUGGACUGGGAGGAUCCUUUCUAGAGAACCAACUGUUUGAAGAGGAAGGUGAGGAAAGAGAUGACAGCUUUGACGAGGAGGACUUCUUGGAUGCCUCAUGGCCCCCGAACUACCAGAGUUUUCCAGACAGGGAAGGCUAAUAUUCAUACCAGCAGAGUGAUUGGUAUCCUUGUUGGCCUGCAGCUUUGCUGUCCUCUGGAGCACAUCUUUGCAAAGCCUGUUCUGUAUGGCAGGCCCAUCACAAAGUGUAUCUGCAUCAAGGGACGCUCUGGGAACCAUGGCAGUGGUAGUGUGUGCCAUUAAAGUCUGGUCAUCUGCCUCUGACAGUGAAUCAAUGUGAAUUGAACUUCAAUUGGGAUAUGUCAGAGUGCUGCGCAAUUGCAAAUCAGGUGGUUGGGCUGCAAGCUGUGCAUAAGGGUCAGAGAAAUGAGUUUAAAGUGGGUUGUGAGAAUCUGCUGAAAGUCUGCUAGUGACGAACUUUGUAUCUUGGUAAAAUCAAGGGCUUUUAAAAGGCCUGUGUCUAAUAUCAGUUCAGCUUGACAGAAAUAUUGUAACUCGCAUUUGUCCUUUGUUCCUUGGAAGUGCACAGCACGGUCCUCUUAAGGCCAGGUGUGUGGCAUUUUUGCCCAGUCUAUUCCCCUGCACUGAUUCAUUGAGUAACACUUGUCUAAACUAUCAGGCUUGACCUCUUUGCACAGAUCUACUUUGAUCAGGAAAUGACCCACACUGUGCAGAUCAGUCAAGAUUUAUGUUUUAUUAUUUUUGCUUGCAAGUAAGUUUUGGGUUUUUUAGAGUUGCCCCUCAGUUUCAACUCAGAAGAUGGAAGCUUCAAGAAGUAUGAUGAGAUCUUUGGAAACAGACAUGUAUCUAGGCCUCUUUCUGCCAUUGCACAAUUUAUUUGUUUUCUCAUGAAAAGGGAAUUCCAUCAACUUGUAGGCCUCCUAAAUAAAUCCCUCAGGGUUUCUGAUUUGCACCUUUAUUUGCACCCUUCUUGCAUAUUCAAAAUGUGUCACGUGCUAGGCCUGCCAGGACACAGGUGUACUUCAUAUACACUUUUUAUCCCUGCCCUUGUACUUCUGCACUUCCCCUUAUGAGACAGUAGUACAUCAAUGAAGAUGUGGCAGAAGUAAACGUUGUGCAACAAAUGUUUACAUCAUAGCUGUUCAAAAACCACUGUUUUAUGUCUGGCAAGACCAAUUGACUGGUACUGGUCUUUGAGUGGGAUUUAACAUGUGGUCUGUUGCUUUCAAGGACCUGCCUGUAUUUUGUGUUAUUUGCAGCUCUGAUAUUUUAAUGCUGGCCUGCUGCCCAUUACUAAACCUCUGCUCAGGUGAGUUACAUAGGGGUCUAUUCUGUUGCUAGCAGCAUUUUAUAGUAGAGUUGAGCAAAGAGGUCUUAAAAUCAGUUUUGACUAAGCCUAUUGCAUUCUCCCACUGCCACUUUUACAUGAGGUAACUGCUGAAAUCAGGAAAAAAAAGAGUACAUCUUUACUUCCACAUUUUCAGAUGUGGUCUCAAUAGAGAGAUAUACAGUGAAGCUGUCCCAUUUUCAAAGUUGCUCUUCUUUACCUAAAAUGGGCUGAAUCAGAUAGUAACAGAAUGGAUGAAUUGUGUGGGAUUCUGAAGUCCAUUAAAACAUAAGCCCCAACAAACAAGUCCUUCCGGUAUAGAAGAAUUUUACCGCUGAGUUGUGCCUUAAUUUCUUGCUUAAAUAUAAAAGAAAAUAUAAAAAGAGGGGAAACAUGUAGCUACCAACAAUCUUGUCUUUUCUAGCGAUUCGUUUUCACCUUUCUAACUUGACAUUUGAAUGUCCUUGCAAAAUGAUUACACACGUAAUUGGUGAAACCUUUGACUUGGAGGCCAGAAUCCAAUUUAGUACUUAAGCUGGAUGGUACCUCUUUCUUUGGUCUCAGUGGCCUCCCCUCCUCUAGCAGCCCCAUAUAUCCCUAGAAACCUGUUGCUGAGGAUUUCCCAUUCUCCCGGUCCUUCCAUGGGGGACUUCAGGAAGAAGAGUGCAUGCGCUCAUUGCAGAAUGAUCCAUCUGAAGUACACCGCUGGAGAGCAUAGACCAGUGGUUCUCAACCUGGGGUCCCCAGAUGUUUUUGGCCUUCAGCUCCCAGAAAUCCUGACAGCUGGUAAACUGGCUGGGAUUUCUGGGAGUUGUAGGCCAAAAACAUCUGUGGACCACAGGUUGAGAACCACUGGCAUAGACCAUGUAUAGUGCUCUGCUGAUGAUACAGAGGAUGCUGCCUUGUGGAUGUAUUUUUUUGCAAACGGAAUGAAAAGUGUUACCAAAAACACAAAGCUGCUGCUGAAAAUGACAGCCCAGUGUGAACAUGUGUCUACUGUAUUCCUUUGUGGCACUGCUUAUCCAGGACCCCCAAAUCUUCCCCACCAGCUGCAUCCAAAGAGCAGGGAAAGGAAACGCACAGCAUAUUGUUGAGAUAUGAAUACAUUGUUCUAGAGCAGGCGUGGGCAAAUUUUGACCCUCCAGAUGUUUUGGAUUUUAACUCCCGAAAUUCCUAACAGCCAGUAGUCCAAAACACCUGGAGGGCCAAAGUUUGCCCAUGCCUGCUCUAGCGGUAUUGCUACAAAACUGACAGAAAGGCAAUGAGGUUUUGUAACACCACCUUACAAAUGGUUUAUUUUCUUUUAUUUUGUGUUACUUUAGAGUUCAGCAGUAAAGCAAAUCACUUUUAUUUUGUGUUUUCUAUUAAAAGAACCACCGAUGUCUGAUCUAACAGCAAAGCCCCUGACCUAGAAUGUUUUUUUUACUAAGUUAGUAUUUUCAGUCAUUAGCAGGUUUGCUCCACACUUUAUGUAAACUACGUAUGUAAAAUGUCACUGGUCUCUUCCAACAUUUGAAACCAACGUGAAGCACUGAAUUCUAGGACUCUGUUUAGCUGCAGAUCAUUCUGUGAAAAGGGCCGGUUACUUGAUCUAUGCAAUGUAUCUUCAUAAGGAAUAGAAGCCAUGGAUGCUUUUAUGGUGGUGGCCAUUGAGAAUAUCUCCUAACAGUGAUGAAACUACUUGCAGCUGUAAUGUUUAUGUUUUACUUGUUUCUUUCAUUUUAAUUAGUUAUAGAAGAUAAAGUCAAUAUUUUUUAAAAAAAUGUACAAAUGACAAUAAAUAUAUUGAGAUACAA